AAAAACUGAAGCUGAAAACUCAUGGAUUUCCUUAUCAACAAACUCUACGUGGUUGUCUUAGAAGCGAUUAGAGUAUGGCGAAUAUUCAUGUAUAUCGUUGCGUACAUCGGAUUCAAACCAAUCAGAACAUACAUAACGAGGAAAUUUUAUGCGGCCGGCAUAAAAAUAAAUGACAAUACGGAACCGCAUAAUAUGAUCGUACAUAAUGAUUGGUUUUACCAUCGAAUCGCCUGUGAUGGAUCAUUAGGUUGGGGCGAAUCUUAUGCGGAAGGAUGGUGGGAUUGCAAGAAGCUUGACGACUAUUUUUACAAAAUCCUACAGAAUGGCCUUUACCAAGAACUAUUGUUUCCAUGGGAAAAGCUUAUUCGUUACCUCACGUUCGAUGCUUUCAAUCGGCAAAUUGUUGGGUGCAGCCAAGAAAUUGCUGACAAACAUUACGAUUUCGGUAACCCGUUCUUUAAGUCGUUUUUGGGUACCAGCAUGAUCUACAGUUGUGCAUAUUGGAUAGGUGCUAAGAAUUUGGACGAAGCACAGCAAAACAAAUUGCAACUCAUUGGCCGAAAGCUUAAACUGAAGCCAGGAAUGCGUGUGUUAGACGUGGGUUGUGGAUGGGGUGAAUUGUGCAAAUUUCUUGCUCAGACGUACAAUGUUGAAGUGGUGGGUGUUACCAAUUCUAAGGAAGGUGCUAAAGAGGCUCGCCAGCGCUGUACAGGUUUACACGUAGACAUUCGCUUACAGGACUAUCGUGAUAUUAAUGAAAGUUUUGAUCGCAUCGUUUCCAUUGAACUUCUGGAACAUGUCGGUCGAAAAAACUAUCGAUCUUUCUUCGAACUUAUGCAUCGAUGUCUCUCUGACGACGGUAUCUUUCUGUUGCAUACUAUUGGCCACGACAAUGACAGUAUUCCUCGCACUGAACCGUUUGUCUGGAAGCAUUUAAUUCCGAAUGUAAUGCUGCCGAAUCACAAAAGCAUUCCUGUUGCCAUCGACAACCUAUUUUGCAUCGAAGAUUGGCACAAUUUUGGCCCGCACUAUGAAAAGACACUGUUGGCUUGGCGUGAUAAUUUUGUGAUAAACUGGCCCACCAUUAGUCGUAUGUACGAGAAUCCCACAUCAUCUUUUUACCGCAAAUGGACACUUUAUUUAAACAUUGGCGCUGCACUAUUCCGAGCACGUAAAGCUCAAGUAUGGCAAAUCGUUUUGACAAAAGGACUUGACGGUGGCUAUAAUUCCGUUCGAUGAUAGUCUACUUUGAGCAUCGCAGAAAUACAUUCGUCAAUUAAUGAUUCGAAUAAAUUCUGUGAUCAAACAAUCAAAGCCAAAUUCAAUGUUCUUUUAUUGAGCAGAUGUACAAGAAGAAGAACAAGAAAAGAUAAGUGAAGAAGAAGUUGAUGAUAUACAGUAGAAAAUGACGAUGGUGAUAUUCAGGACAAAAGGAAGUAGCAGAAAAAGAGGGUGGUAAAUAGAAGAAGAAGGUGCAAAGCAAAAGAAGAAGGACUGAAUACAA
Molecule: messenger RNA, 1504 nt
Organism: Bradysia coprophila
Lineage: Eukaryota; Metazoa; Arthropoda; Insecta; Diptera; Sciaridae
Product: cyclopropane-fatty-acyl-phospholipid synthase-like
Biological process (GO): lipid biosynthetic process
Source: RefSeq, a predicted model, not a curated record